Molecule: messenger RNA, 3223 nt
Organism: Pimephales promelas (fathead minnow)
Lineage: Eukaryota; Metazoa; Chordata; Actinopteri; Cypriniformes; Leuciscidae
Source: RefSeq, a predicted model, not a curated record
UCUGAGGAAACAGAUGAUGGCGCUUGACUGACGGUAGAACCCCCGAGAAGGAGGAGAGACGAGAAACCGCAUUCUUCGGGACCACUCCCAAGACGUAUCGCCGAACUUAAUGGACCAUUUGAAAGGUUUGAUGGGGUCGAGAAUUGUGAACUUCACUGGAUUUGCACCUAGUUCAAGGCGGAUCCACCCAAUUUGCAAAGUAUUCAUAUCGCUUGCCAUGGGAAGAAACUUCUAGUAUUUCUUUUCUCUCUUUUUUGCUGAUUUGCACCAACCUGGCAUUACACGCAGGAGAUCGCCGAAAGCUUUGGACCAGGAUUCGAGAUGCCACCUCAGUUCUUGUCGCAGUGACCAAAGCAGUGCCAGAUGUUGAUCGUGCAUAUAACUAAACUGAGUAUUUAUUUAAUGACUUCUGCAUGGACUAUUAUUCAUGUUUGGGUACCCAUUAGUCUCAUAUUUCCAUGUCAGCAUCGACAAAAUCCGGAUUUAAGAGCCACUUAGGACUUGAAGUGAAAUAUGAUCGUUUUAACAGCUAAAUUAGUCCAUUGCUUCCAAGUCGCAAUUGCACGUUCCACUCGUCUGGAUCUGUGGAAUGAUUCUUCAUUCUCUUGUGCCUCUUGCUUGACACUGAAACCUACACCUUUGGAUCAACAAUCUUGAAUAUCACAGCGUCGCACUUCUUCACGAUAGAGUUUAAAAUGCUCUUGUCUGUUGUUGACACUUGCAAAUAACAUUUGCGACCAGGGAUGGCUUUUACACAUCUGGACUGUGUAUGAGAACUGCAAUCCAGCUCUUUAUUUAUGCGAUGGGGCUUUCAAGAAAAAAAUGACCUAACAUGGAAACACUGACUUCUCCUCUCACCUCCAAAAUAAAUGUAACUAGACCAGACUCUUUUUCCCAUGCACACUGCUAGCUUGAUGUUCUGCCAAAAAUAUACCCUGGUUUUUCUUUUAAAUAUUCUUCAGAGCAACUGCUGAAAUUAAUCUUUGCUUUUGAGACGUCCUGUUCUGAUGCCAUGCUACAACGGCAAGUUGGCUUUGUCCCGUGUUAGCAUAAUACUUUCACUUCCAGUAGUUCUAGAAGUUCUUGUGCCAAGAGUCGUAAUUCAUCGCAGCCAUGGGUAUUCAGGGAAUGGAGCUGUUUGCCAUUGGAGUGGUCAUCAUUCUGUUUGUGGCUGUUCUCAAACAGUUCGGCAUUCUGGAGCCCAUGUCGCUGGAAGACGACAGCAGUGAAAGUGACCUAGAGCUGUCCACGGUGAGACAUCAGCCUGAGGGUCUGGAGCAGCUGCAGGCUCAGACCAAAUUCACCAAGAAGGAGCUGCAGUCCCUUUAUCGGGGAUUCAAAAAUGAGUGCCCAAGUGGUUUGGUUGAUGAGGAAACUUUCAAGACCAUCUACUCUCAGUUCUUUCCCCAAGGAGAUGCCACCACAUACGCCCAUUUCCUGUUUAAUGCAUUUGAUCUUGACAGAAAUGGCUCAAUUCGUUUUGAGGACUUUGUGAUUGGUCUGUCCGUGUUGCUGAGAGGAUCUGUCACCGAAAAGCUCAACUGGGCUUUCAACCUUUACGACAUCAACAAAGAUGGUUACAUCACUAAAGAGGAGAUGCUGUUAAUCAUGAAGUCAAUCUACGACAUGAUGGGCAGGUACACAUACCCCAGUGUGCGAGAUGAAGCUCCAUCUGAACAUGUAGAAAAGUUCUUCCAGAAAAUGGACAGAAAUCGAGAUGGUGUGGUCACCAUUGAGGAGUUUAUUGAGACCUGUCAGAAAGAUGAAAACAUCAUGAACUCCAUGCAGCUCUUCGAAAAUGUGAUAUAGGACGGGUUUGGAGCAAUCUGAAGCUAAUACAGCCCUCAAUCUCCCAAACCAGUUCUCUCCACAUGUCUAUAUACCAAACUAGCACAGCAGUCACUCUCUGUCUUGUCCUGUAGCACUACUCCCAUGCCUGCUGCACUCUGUAGAAUCCUAUAUAGACCAACACAUAGCCUACGGUAUGGCUUCACAGUUUGUACUUCACAGCAGGACUACUUUCAAUAAGAAAAGCCUGGACGGCUGGGAUCCUUCCUGUUGCUAAAUACUGGCAACCAUGUGGUGGAACUUUCUGAUCAUUUUGCAUCACUGGUUGAUGGAUUCCAAUGGAGUCUCCAACACUUCGGACUGCUUUCUUCUGCCUUAUGAAUAAGGGACAUUACAAGACUCAAUCUUUACCUUCCAAGACACCAUAGUUUGAAGGACAGUAAAGCAACUAUGGAUUUCAAGGGACCCAAAGGAGCAUCUAGCACCAAUGACCAAUGAGUUGAAGCACGAGACUACACGUAAUACUCACCAAAAGAACAAAAUAAAUGUGAUGAAGAACGACCUGAAGCAUGCCUGUCCAGAUAUGUGAGAUUUUUGUGAUUUUCUUGCAUGGAGACUGACAAAAGUUGUACAUUUUCUUCCUUGUAAGCCAGUAGGUCCCACAGAAAAUUGUAAGCAAACUAAAGCAACAGUAUGCGUGGAGUUAGAUAGUGUGCCAGUGUUUAUAAGUUCUGCUCAAACCUGUAUUGCACAUGUCAGUGGGGCCAGGAUAAUUUGUUUGGUCACAUUUGAUUCUUGCACAGCAAUGCGGUAUAUAUAUAAAUUAUAUUUACAGUAUAGGAAAUUUAGAAGUAUUGGAAUAUGUGUUUUAUUUUCAGGAAUGUAUUUAUUUGUCAGGCAGUGUUUAAUGGAAUGCAGGGUUUGGGCAUGAAUGAACAUGUCCAGGUUAUUAAAAAUGUGGUUUACAUAUGUUAUUAUGCUUAUGUUAAAAAAUAAUAAUAAUUUGGAUUUUGUUAUAUAUAUUUGAAACAGACUGAUAUAAAUAUACUGUAUGAGAGGCUUGUUUAUCUUCAUUUUUUUCUUUUGCCUAGAUAUUGUUUUGUAAAGUUUAUUUAUUAUUAUUUGAUGAAGUACAGUAUACACGAUUGACAACUUUGAGCAUCUCCUGCUUAUGAGACAGUUGUAUUAUCCGGAAUAUGGGGCAGUUAUUGUAACUUUACGCAACAAUAGCAUUUUAUAAAUAUUGUACACCUAUAAAAGAAUAAAUACUACAACUAACGUGAAGUUAAAAAGUUCAGAGUAAAUUAAAAGUUUCUUUUCAGUUCACUUUCAGAUUGUAAAAGCUAUUAUUGUUUUGUUUUUUGUUCAUUUUGUUGGAACAGAUGCAGAUUCAUGUAGAUCUAAUGAAUAAAAGAUGCACUACUCUUGAUCAAAA